AUGGUUGUGCACGUGCUAUUUAUUGACUCCUACGAUUCGUUCACUUACAAUGUGGUACAACUGAUCAAGGAUCAAGAAGGAGUUGCUGUAACGACAAUCCAUAACGACAGUUUUGCUGACUUUUCUAAGCUCGAAGGCUAUCUAGGCGCCUUCGACGCGAUUGUAGUAGGUCCCGGCCCCGGGAACCCCGCAAAUGGCAGCGCAGAUAUUGGAAUCAUUGAAAGCCUGUUCAAGCUCGAAGUGGCCGUACCGAUUCUUGGAAUAUGCCUCGGCAUGCAGGCGAUGUGCUAUGCUCGAGGAUGCAAGAUAGAGCAGUUGCAGACCAUCAAGCACGGGCAGAUCUAUGAAAUGAAUGUUAGCGACUGCAACAACGAACUCUUCAGCGCGUUUCCCGCAAGCUUCAGCUCCGUGCGCUAUCACUCGCUUCAUGUGGCCGAUCUGAUGGAGGAUAUCCUACCACUGGCAUACACAACGGAUGAAAACGGACCUGUCUUGAUGGCGGCGCAGGUACGCGGACUGCCAUGGUAUGGAGUACAGUACCACCCGGAGUCAUGCUGUUCCGAACUUGGCCCUUUGCUCAUAAGCAACUUCUUGCGCAUCGCCACCCGUUACAACGAGACGUCGGGCCGGAUGACUUCGGAGGUUCGUCCGUUGAGGGAAAACAGGGAGCGCUUUGACCGCCUAUUGCUGGAACUAGAUCAAUGCAUUGACAAACAGCCCACGUGUGAGAAGGUGGCCGCGCGGGAGAAGGCUAUCCAGGUUGAGACGUAUGACAUCCCGAAAGACCCAAACUUGGCCCUAAAUGUUUGCGACAAGCUUGUGGAACCAUUCUUCCUAAUGGCAUCUUCAUCGCUGAAGCCGAAGUGCGGGAGCGUGUCCAUUAUUGCGCUGCCAGAUGAGUAUUCAACGGUUUUCACACACUAUGUACAACUGAACAAGACCACCAUCCAUCGUUGGAGAGCAGCCGGACUAACGCCCGAAUCUUACUCCGCGGCGGUCGAUGGAACCAAACCAUCCCCGCAUGUCCAGGUUAUUCUGGAGGACAAGCAGCGCUUCUGGGUCACGCUCGGCGAGUUCAUGAAUAGCAAGAGCAUUUCCAAUAACCCCGAUCUUCCCUUCAUCGGAGGCCUGGUUGGCAUGCUAGGCUACGAGGUGGGCCAAUUCCUAGACCAUUAUUAUGAAAAGGGCAUACAACCCGAUGCAAAGCUCGUAUACAUCGAGAACUCCGUCCUGAUUGACCAUGAAGCGGGCAAACUCCAUCUCAUCUCACUAAAGAAUGAUUUCCCGCAGAGCGUACGCGACAUCGUCACAGCUGCAGUCGAAAAGGGUAGCGAAGCACCCAAUUGGCCUCUGAAACUACCUGAAGACGUCACAUUCGACAUUAACUUCCCGUCAAAAGACGCAUAUGCAGCAGCAUUUGAGAAAACCCAGAAGUACCUGCACGAGGGCACAAGCUACGAGAUAUGCAUCACCACACAGACAGAGAUAACGCCCUCGCGCCGUAUCCCUCCUUGGCGCCUCUUCCAAACGCUGGUGCGGCGCAACCCCGCCCCCUUCUCAAGUUUCUUCGAUUUCUCCGACAUCUGCCCGGACUACAGUGACGUCUGUCUUAUCUCUACCUCACCUGAGCGCUACAUCAAGUGGUCUUCCGACGCUUGCGAACUCCGGCCCAUCAAAGGGACGGUCAAGAAGGUGCCAGGACUCACACAGGACGAUGCACGGGCUAUCCUCACCACCCCGAAGGAGUUUGGUGAGAACCUGAUGAUCCUCGAUCUUAUCCGCAACGAUCUCUUCGAACUUUUCCCGCACGUGACAGCAGAGGACAUCAUGCUUAUCGAAGAGUACGAGACCGUCUUUCAGCUUGUGAGUGUAGUAGAAGCCCACGGCAUCCGCGCGUCGCCUUACAACGGUCUCGACAUUCUCAAGCACACCUUGCCCCCAGGCUCCAUGACUGGUGCGCCCAAGAAGAUUACCGUAGAGCUGCUCCAGCGCGAUAUCGAGCACACGCUCAACGAGCAUCUGCCCGCUGUCCGCGGCACUCGUGGUGCUUAUUCGGGUAUUGCCGGCUACCUCAGUGUUAACGGGAACGCCGAUUGGAGCGUCAACAUUCGCUGCAUGUAUUCUUACGAUAAUGCGUCUACAUGGCGCAUUGGUGCAGGCGGCGCCGUCACUGUGCUGAGCACACUUGACGGGGAGUGGGAAGAAAUGCACACAAAGCUUGAGAGUGCCCUGCAGAUCUUUCAGUAG
Molecule: messenger RNA, 2247 nt
Organism: Eremothecium gossypii ATCC 10895
Lineage: Eukaryota; Fungi; Ascomycota; Saccharomycetes; Saccharomycetales; Saccharomycetaceae
Gene: ABZ1
Product: 4-amino-4-deoxychorismate synthase
Exons: 1
Coding region: 1-2247 (748 amino acids)
Biological process (GO): L-tryptophan biosynthetic process
Source: RefSeq, marked provisional